CAAACGUUCAGUACUUAAAAGACCCUCUCUCAUUGUUGUCAUUCAAAUCCAAAGGAAUCCCUUCAAAAAAAAAAAGAAAAAUUCCGAAGGACCAAAACCUUAUAUUAGCAUUUUCCUGCUCGGAUUCUGAGCAUCGUCGUCACCGUCAACCAGAUCCUCCAGAUCAAAAGCUAAGUUCAAAUGCUAUAACCGGGGUGCUUACUUUGAUGCCUUGUUAUAUCUUCGGAGAUCUUGAUCAAAGUGGGAAUGCUAAUCGUUCGAUAUAAUCGCAGUUAAAUCCAUAGCUUUGAAGAAGACCAAGAAUUAGUUUUUAUUUUUUGUAUAGCUGAUAAGUUGUGAGCUGAAGAUGGUGAAGUUGACGAUGAUUGCCCGUGUUACUGAUGGCCUUUUACUAGUAGAGGGACUGGAUGAUGGCCGUGAUUUGAGAGAUGCAGAAUUCUAUAAACAGCAAGUCAAGGCUUUGUUUAAAAACCUCUCGAGAGGCCAGAAUGAGCCUUCCAGGAUGUCAAUUGAAACUGGCCCCUAUAUUUUCCAUUAUAUCAUCGAAGGACGAGUUUGUUACUUGACAAUGUGUGACCGUGCUUAUCCUAAGAAACUUGCCUUUCAAUACCUUGAAGACCUCAAGAACGAAUUUGAGCGUGUUAACGGGGCUCAAAUUGAAACUGCUGCCAGACCGUAUGCCUUCAUCAAAUUUGACACGUUCAUACAGAAAACAAAGAAACUGUAUCAAGACACUCAUACUCAGCGUAAUAUUGCAAAGUUGAACGAUGAACUCUAUGAAGUGCACCAAAUAAUGACUCGCAAUGUUCAGGAAGUUCUUGGUGUUGGUGAAAAGUUGGACCAGGUCAGUGAAAUGUCUAGUCGGUUAACAUCAGAAUCUCGUAUUUAUGCUGAUAAGGCAAGAGACUUAAAUCGACAGGCGUUGAUUCGGAAGUGGGCCCCUGUUGCCAUUGUGUUUGGAGUAGUCUUCCUUCUCUUCUGGGUCAAAACAAAGAUCUGGUGAUCCAACUGACUAUUCUGAAAACUUUGCACAUUUCUCCUGUGCUUCUGGUGGCAUAAUAGUCUAGACUUCAGGUCUGUUGCCCAUCCACAUAUGUACUUGAAUUGUGUUUCAAGAUAAAUUCUAGUCUUCAUGGAUGGAUUCGACUGAGGGAACUAGUCUUUAAGUAACGGUGAUGGAUCUCUGCAUGUGGAGCCUUGAAAGAGAGACCUGUUGCCUUUAAGACCAGAUAAAGAGCCAAAAUAUAUUUGUUCAAAAUUAUGAGAAAUCUUGACAAAAUGUUUGUUAGUUGCUACUUUUAAUAUGCUUCUCUUGACCAUUACAUUGACGUACUUUAAACAUUAUCAUAUCAACCUUUCUAAUUCAUUUGGCUUUUGAUUUU
Juglans regia (Persian walnut) is the source of this 1382-nucleotide messenger RNA. Its product is annotated as 25.3 kDa vesicle transport protein-like. Gene Ontology annotation, molecular function: SNAP receptor activity. Gene Ontology annotation, biological process: vesicle fusion with Golgi apparatus; retrograde vesicle-mediated transport, Golgi to endoplasmic reticulum; endoplasmic reticulum to Golgi vesicle-mediated transport. Bases 347 to 1003 code for a protein of 218 amino acids. Gene Ontology annotation, cellular component: endoplasmic reticulum-Golgi intermediate compartment; SNARE complex; ER to Golgi transport vesicle membrane. The record is from RefSeq and is a predicted model, not a curated record. NCBI's taxonomy places the organism in Eukaryota, Viridiplantae, Streptophyta, Magnoliopsida, Fagales, Juglandaceae. The transcript is spliced from 7 exons.